GUCCUUCAAGCCUUGACUCCGCCCACGCAUCGACGUAGAAUUUCCGAGCCGGGCUCCGUGAAGUGCUACCCACCCGCGACGCCGACGCGAGGCUGCUGCUAUGGGGCCGGGCGGCCGUGUGGCGCGGCUGCUUGCGCCACUAAUGUGGCGCAGGGCGGUUUCCUCGGUGGCGGGGCCAGCGGUUGGAGCCGAGCCCGGGCUUCGGCUGCUGGCCGUGCAGCGGCUUCCCGUAGGAGCAGCGUUCUGCCGGGCUUGCCAGACCGCAAGCUUUGUCCGCGGCCUGCACAGCGAGCCUGGGCUGGAGGAGCGGGCGGAGGGGACGGACAACGAGGGACGCCCAGAAUCGGACGCGGCAGAUCAUACUGGUCCCAAGUUUGACAUCGACAUGAUGGUUUCACUUCUGAGGCAAGAAAAGGCAAGAGACAUUUGUGUGAUCCAGGUUCCUCCAGAAAUGAGAUAUACAGAUUACUUUGUGAUUGGUAGUGGAACUUCUACCCGACACUUACAUGCCAUGGCCUUCUACCUUGUGAAAAUGUACAAACACCUGAAAUGUAAACGUGACCCUCAUGUUAAGAUAGAAGGGAAGGACACUGAUGACUGGCUGUGCGUGGAUUUUGGCAGCAUGGUGAUUCAUUUGAUGCUUCCAGAAACCAGAGAAAUCUAUGAAUUAGAGAAAUUAUGGACCCUACGUUCUUAUGAUGACCAGUUAGCUCAGAUAGCACCUGAGACAGUACCUGAAGACUUCAUUCUUGGAAUAGAAGAAGAUGAUACUUCAUCUGUGACUCCAGUGGAGUUAAAAUGUGAAUAAAAUAUUUUAUGCACUGCGUUAGUCAUUUCA
Molecule: messenger RNA, 838 nt
Organism: Symphalangus syndactylus (siamang)
Lineage: Eukaryota; Metazoa; Chordata; Mammalia; Primates; Hylobatidae
Gene: MALSU1
Product: mitochondrial assembly of ribosomal large subunit 1
Biological process (GO): negative regulation of ribosome biogenesis; negative regulation of translation
Cellular component (GO): mitochondrion
Molecular function (GO): ribosomal large subunit binding
Source: RefSeq, a predicted model, not a curated record